Drechmeria coniospora is the source of this 1128-nucleotide messenger RNA. RefSeq lists its product as uncharacterized. Bases 1 to 1128 code for a protein of 375 amino acids. The record is from RefSeq and is a predicted model, not a curated record. The transcript has a single exon. NCBI's taxonomy places the organism in Eukaryota, Fungi, Ascomycota, Sordariomycetes, Hypocreales, Ophiocordycipitaceae.
AUGUCUUCGGAGCUGCCCGUAGGCCUUCGGCGGCCCAGCCUGGGGUUGCCGUCGUUGCGACCACGGCCAAACAAGCAGCAGACCUUCGAGCCCAGGUCGAUCCAUACGUCGGAUGAUUUCCUGCGGGACUUUCUGAACCCAUCGUUUGAUCCGGUGUCGUUCCUCAACGCUAGGCUCCCUUCGCUUUCGAAGAAGCAGGGAUCUAACCAGGGAUCUUCCGACGCCGUUCCCUUGGCGCAACUGUCGGCCGAAGCCCAGACGCUCGUCUCGCAGCUCAACGCACAGAAUGCAAAAAUGUCAACAAUUUUGACGCAGCUCACCGACGACAUCAUGAAGAGCGGCAGCCGGUUAGCCUACGAGGUGGAGCUGCUACGAGGCGAGACGGUCAGUUUCUCGGAAACGCUCCACGAGACUCUCCAGGACGACAUCGCCAAGUUCGUCCCCGGCGGCCUGCAGCAGGCUAUUGACGAAAAAUCCAAACCAGCAGGAUCGCGAGUGGAAGGGGACGAGAGGAGUGCGGCAGAAACACGGCCCGAAGCUGCCCCUGACAACGACGCGCAGGAUCCAACCCAUAUCAAACAGCUGCAGACGUUGACUCUCGUCCGGUCUCGUCUGGAAUCCGUCAUAAAAACGUUCGGGAAUGCCAUGGAGUUUCCAUUCCCGCCGUCCGAGGUCUCCGUCAGCUCCGGCUUCCUCUCUGUCUCGGCCCCGGAUCCCAGCUCGGACGAACAGAGCUCGGAGGAGAAGGGACAGCAGGUUCUCCGUCAGCUACGGGAUGAGAUUUCCGAUCUUCUUGCCAACAAGGAGGACCCCAUUCAGGGCGUGGAAAAGGCGGCGGGCCGGAUCGAGGAGCUCCAGGAGCUGACAACGGUGUGGAAGGGCACGGCCGAGGAGAACGGACGCAGCAAAUUCAUUGAGAGUCUGGCCAAGAUGGUCGAGGACCGUCAUCGCGAACUCAAGAAGGAGAUUGAGCAGGCGUCGAAACGGGACGAGAAGGCCGCGCACGAGUCGGUGGCGCGGAGUGCGAGCUCGGGCUCGGCGCGGGAAUCGGCUGCGGCCGAGGAUGCCAAGGCACAGACCGGGUUUGGCCUGAUGAACCAACUGCAAAAGCUCCGAGGCGGCUUGUAA